CGGGGGGGACUGGCUCCUCCGAUGAAAGUCCCCUUCGAGCUGCCCCUGCAGGCAGGACUCGUCCCUCGGAUGCUCAUAACCAUCACGGGGACCGUCAACCCCAACCCAAACAGGUUUUCACUGGAUUUCAAGAAAGGGAAUGACGUUGCCUUCCACUUUAAUCCCCGCUUUAAGGAAGACAACAGGAAAGUCAUCGUCUGUAAUUCAAUGUUCCUGAAUAACUGGGGAAAGGAGGAGAGGACAGCUCUUAAGUUUCCAUUUGAAGCUGGAAAACCCUUCAAGCUCCAGAUCCUUUGCGAGGUGGAUCACUUCAAGGUAGCGGUCAACGAUGCUCACUUGCUGCAGUACAACUUCCGCGAGAAGCAGCUGAACGAGAUCACCAAACUCUGCAUUGCUGGGGACAUCACCCUCACCAGCGUUAUGCCAACCAUGAUAUAACUACGGUGGUGUAACUGUAACGCAAACUUAG
Pygoscelis adeliae (Adelie penguin) is the source of this 469-nucleotide messenger RNA. RefSeq names its product lectin, galactoside-binding, soluble, 3 (gene LGALS3). Lineage: Eukaryota; Metazoa; Chordata; Aves; Sphenisciformes; Spheniscidae. Gene Ontology annotation, molecular function: laminin binding; IgE binding; carbohydrate binding. Gene Ontology annotation, biological process: positive regulation of calcium ion import; neutrophil chemotaxis; monocyte chemotaxis. Gene Ontology annotation, cellular component: nucleus; immunological synapse. The coding region runs from base 22 to 438 and encodes 138 amino acids. The transcript has 4 exons. The record is from RefSeq and is a predicted model, not a curated record.